CAGCUGCCCCCGUCAUCACGGGACUUUGUCUAGGCAGGAAAAUGAUCUAGUGUCCAGGGCUGCAACGCUUGCAGGCCCUGGUUAGGGAGAGAAGCAGAGCACAGAGAUGUCAUCUCCCAGCAUCUACAGGAUGACCUGAGAGAAUGACCAGUCCAAAAUUGAGAGAGGAGAUGGAGGAGUUUUUAUUCUCCAAUGGCUACCAGCUGGGCAAGACCAUUGGGGAGGGGACCUACUCAAAAGUGAAAGAGGCCUUCUCAAAAAAGCACCAGCAGAAAGUGGCAGUUAAAAUUAUUGAUAAGAUGGGGGGCCCAGAAGAAUUUAUCCAGAGAUUCCUGCCUCGAGAGCUCCAGAUCGUCAGGCGCUUGGAUCACAAGAACAUCAUCCGGGUGUACGAGAUGCUGGAGUCUGCCGAUGGGAAAAUCUACUUGGUGAUGGAGCUGGCAGAAGACGGGGACGUUUUUGACUGCGUUCUGCAGGGAGGUCCUUUGCCCGAGAGCCGCGCCAAGGUGCUCUUCCGCCAGCUGGUAGACGCGAUCCGCUACUGCCACAGUUGUGGCGUGGCACACCGGGACCUAAAGUGUGAGAACGCCUUGCUGCAAGGCUUUAACUUGAAGCUGACUGACUUUGGAUUCGCAAAGUUGCUCCCAAAGAAUCGUAAGGAGCUGAGUCAAACGUUCUGCGGCAGCACUGCCUAUGCUGCACCCGAGGUGCUCCAGGGCGUGCCCCACGACAGCCGGAAAGGGGACAUCUGGAGCAUGGGCGUUAUUCUGUACGUUAUGCUGUGCGCUAGCCUCCCCUUUGACGACACCGACAUCCCCAAGAUGCUGUGCCACCAGCAGAAAGGGGUCUCCAUUCCUGGGCACCUGGAGAUCUCAGACGAAUGCCAGGAUCUCCUGAAAAGCCUCUUGGAACCAGACAUGAUCUUGAGACCUUCCAUUGAAGAAGUUGGUUGGCACUCAUGGCUGGCAAACUCCUGAUAAAGACCAUGUCACGCUCUCCCCAAAUAAAGGGGACAGAUUGCUUCCAAAA
Mauremys reevesii (Reeves's turtle) is the source of this 1029-nucleotide messenger RNA. It is a transcript of the gene TSSK3, whose product is annotated as testis specific serine kinase 3. Gene Ontology annotation, cellular component: cytoplasm. The transcript has 2 exons. NCBI's taxonomy places the organism in Eukaryota, Metazoa, Chordata, Testudines, Geoemydidae. Gene Ontology annotation, molecular function: tau-protein kinase activity; ATP binding; protein serine/threonine kinase activity. The record is from RefSeq and is a predicted model, not a curated record. The coding region runs from base 144 to 977 and encodes 277 amino acids. Gene Ontology annotation, biological process: microtubule cytoskeleton organization; intracellular signal transduction; protein phosphorylation.